Messenger RNA from Closterium sp. NIES-65, 468 nucleotides. The record is from the annotation of a GenBank genome assembly. NCBI's taxonomy places the organism in Eukaryota, Viridiplantae, Streptophyta, Zygnematophyceae, Desmidiales, Closteriaceae.
AUGCUUUACACCAAGCCCCUUCCUUUGCCAACCAGUGACAGGGUGACUGCCAUUGCCCCUGUCGCCCUACCUGCAGCCAACCUGUUCCCGCCCUACCUACCCUACACCCACCGCAACUUCUUCUUCCACGGGACCGUCAUCCCGCCCGAGGCCAACCACACCUACGUUGGCAACGCCUUUGAGCAUUGUCUGCUCAACGCAUCCCAGGCGCCUGGAGACUACUUGGAGCAGAGGAGUGCAGAGGAGUGUGGUGCGUUCUGUGGGUUUGCUGCUGGGGAUUGCCAACCCCUGUGCAGCGGGCAUGGCAUGUGCUCCUUCAAGACAACAGCAGUCUCCCUGGCAGGUGCAGCAGCGCAACCAUUCAAUGGCACCAUCAUCCUCACGCCCCCCACCAGCAACACGUCAGGAGCAGCACAGUGCAGCGCCCAUCUGCCUCUUCCUUUUGAUCGACAACCCUGGCCUGUGUAG